This is a messenger RNA of Maylandia zebra (zebra mbuna), 2782 nucleotides long. RefSeq names its product forkhead box protein M1. Gene Ontology annotation, molecular function: RNA polymerase II transcription regulatory region sequence-specific DNA binding; DNA-binding transcription factor activity. Gene Ontology annotation, cellular component: nucleus. Gene Ontology annotation, biological process: regulation of transcription by RNA polymerase II; G2/M transition of mitotic cell cycle; regulation of cell population proliferation. The record is from RefSeq and is a predicted model, not a curated record. Lineage: Eukaryota; Metazoa; Chordata; Actinopteri; Cichliformes; Cichlidae.
CGAGAAGCUUGAAAUCGUCCGGAAACAUCACUAACUGAAGAAAAUCAGCCGCUUAAGUGAGGAGUUCAAGAUAUAAAAGGAAAGAAAAAAGAAUACCUCUGAACAACUUGGCACAUUUCAAUGAUCUGACCAUGAGACGGAGCCCGACGAGACCCCGGAUUCUCAAAAGAAGAAAACUGCCUUUUCAUCAAAAUGCGACGGAUUCACAGCCUGGAGAAUCAGGCUCCAAAGAUCCGUCAAUACCAGCUGCUGUUCAGAGCUUUCCUGGUGGUAUCCGCAUCAUGGACCAUCCAUCCAAGUCUGAUACUCGGUUGGUAUACUUUCCCGAAACAGCAGAUCUUCAAAGUGUUAUUGGGGACCUCACAGCUAAAGGCAAUGAGUGUGGUGCCCAGGGCCCAAACAAGUUCAUUCUUCUGAGUGGGAGUGGCAACAAGUGGGACUAUGGAGCUGAUCCUCAGUCUGCUGCUGAAGCGGCUGCUACAAGGAGUACAGAAGGACAUAAAGUCAAAGCUGAAACUACACGCAGUUUCCCAGGUGACAAACUUCUAACUGAAAUUAAACCAUGGAAUAAGGAUGUCAAUUACAGUCCUUUAGAUGACAGCCUUGGUAGGAUGAGCACAUGUGCCUUGGAGCCAAAUUCUACAAAGCAGCUCAGCAGCAAGGAGAACCAGAACCCUUUACUACAGACUUUUCAGGCACACAAUACACAUACCAGUGCAGAAGCUCCUCAGCAACCCAUUUCAGAGAGGCCACCAUACUCCUACAUGGCCAUGAUCCAGUUUGCUAUCAAUAGCAGAAAGAACAGGAGGAUGACCCUAAACGAGAUUUACAUGUGGAUUGAGAACAACUUCCCUUACUAUAGAGAUGUGGCCAAACCAGGCUGGAAGAAUUCCAUCCGCCAUAACCUCUCUGUGCAUGACAUGUUCAUUCGUGAAACGUCUCCAGAUGGUAAAAUGUCUUUCUGGACUAUCCGACCUGAAGCCAAUCGAUGCCUCACACUUGAUCAUGUGUACAAGCCGGGCUGUGAUCCAGUGACUGCCACUGUUCCUGUGCCAAUGCUUUUACUGGCUAAUCAACACCAAAAGAGGACACUUCCAGAUGCAAGAAAAACACCAACUAGCUCUGAGAGAAAGAUGAAACCUCUUCUGCCUCGAACCGAUUCAUACUUGGUGCCCAUACAGCUCCCCGUCACUCCUUCUGUCUACCUGCCAUCCACUUCUACCCCUUUUCCUCCGCCCUGCUCCCAGCAGAAGGGGAACAAUUCACGAGGAACAAAGAGAGUCCGCAUAGCACCGAAGGUGACACAAAGUGAUUCCCCAGCUGUGAUGAUAUCUCCUCAGAAGAAUACGGACUUUAAGGUAGAAGUGAAGGAGGAGCUGGUAUGUGUUCCAAUUAAAUGCGAGACCCCCAAAGCUCCUCCAAAGAGACAAGCCAGCAGCUCACGGCGCAAACAGCGUUUGGUUCUCUCUGUGAAUGAAGAGCCUGUUCUCCUCUGCCACGAAAGUAAUUUCUUUGACUCUGGCGUAGCCUCCGAUGCUUCGACAUUCCAGGACAAUCCACAUAUUGAGCUGGAUGAAGACAAGCAUGGGCAGGAAAGCCCAGAUAGGGAGUUCUCAUUCAAAACCCCUAUAAAAAGUAGCAGCCAUUUGACCUCAUCCACCCCCAGCAAGCCACCUUCUUAUGUUGCGUCUUUUAAAGUGACCCCGGUAGACAAAGGAAGCCAAGAUAUUCUACACUUGAGCCCUAUUCGUACACCAGGUGGUCCCACAGAUACUCCACAACACGACUACACCACCUUCAGCUUCGGCAGCACUCCCUUUAAAGACUUGCCUCUGUUUAACUCCCCAAGAGAGCUGCUCACAUCUGCUCCCUCCAGAGUGACCGGACCAGCAGAGUCGCCCACCGAAUGCCUCAAAAGUAGCUGCUCCAGAGAGCUUCUGCAGGGAGGCAGUUCCACAACAGCCAAUCGCUCAAUCACAGAGGGCCUCGUCUCGGAUACCAUGAACGACAGCCUGAGCGAUUUAUUGGUGGAUAUUAGCUUCUCUGGUCUGGAUGAUGACGACCUUGGUAUGGCGAACAUCAGCUGGUCUGAGUUCAUCCCUCAGUUGAAAUAGCCAGAAAGCCGAAACACAUUCUAUGGCUAAGCAGUGUCACCUGUUUCUUUUUCCUUUUUUUUUCUUUGUGUAAACACUACAUGAUUAGGCCCACACCAAAUUGAUUUGCACAUUUUAAUAUAUAAUUUAGCUUCUACACAAAUUUUAAAGGAUAUAUUUUCAAGAUGCUUCACUGCAGUUUGAGUCAGCGUCUUAGAGCUGACUUAGAAUAAUAGAUUGUGAUGGAGGAUUGCUAGUAAUAGGCCUUGACAAAUAGCACUAACAGGAACAGGACUGUUUCUUUAUUUAACUGUAGGACUUUCUUUAUCACAUGACUUCAUAAAUUCUCACAGUAAUUGUCCUUGUGUAUGCAAGAGUGAAAUGUUGUGGUUUCUAGCAGUUUUCAGACCUUGUACCUGACUAAACUCUGUGUUUCUAAGACAACAAUCAAUGUGUUGGUGCCUCAUAUAACAUGAAGAUUUUUUACUUAUGUUUUUGGGUAUAAGCAAACUUUGAUCUUUUGUCUUGCUCAGAUCAAAUUUAAUGUAGAGACAAGGCGUAAUUUCUACACCCUGAAAUAUUCUUCAAUACAGCAAUGAACCCUUUUGCACAUAGCGUAUUUUAUUUGAAAAACUGUGUAGCAAGACUGCUUAUUUCUGUUUAUAUUUCAAUAAAGGUUUAAACUAUCA